UACCACAGCGAUGGCGCGGUCAUCAUGCCCAUGCGAAACUGGAUGCGUGAAGGUGACGGCCAUGAGCUGUGGAACACAGUCAGACGCCUCAAUAUGCAGCAAUGGGACAGAGGCAGAACUGCCAUCUUAAAUAACAAAGGAAUUCAAAUGGCUGGUGCUGCCGUCCUGCAGGGGAGAUUCGGCUGUGAGAUCGAGCUAAACCCGAAUUUAAAAAUUACGAGGACCUUUGCACAGUUCGGAUGGAAUGGAGAAGACUUCCUGUCCUUCAACUUCUCCAGGCAAAAGUGGGAGGCUUCACUGGGAUCUGCUGUCCCAAUUGAAACCAAGUGGAACAGUGACACGGACAUCAUCAAAAAUAUCACAUUCUACUUAGACUUCCUCUGCGUGAGACAUGUGAUGAGAAGUUCGUCCUACGAAGAAAAAGAGAGCCAGGAGACACCUCAGCCCACUGCUGCAUUAUUCGCUAAGAGAUACCCGAACACUGGGAAGGUUAUUCUUACCUGCCUAGUUUCAGGAUUUCGCUGCAUUAACAUGACGGUGGGGUUUUAUCGGGAUGAAGACAUCUUGGCUGAAAAAGAUGGCCUUUUGUCCACUGGGAUCAGACCGAACGGGGAUGGGACCUGCCAGCUGAGAAAGAGCUUGGACAUCUCAAACAGUACUGAGGAGUCCUAUAGCUGUGGAGUCCAUUUUGGAAAUCUGACGGUCAAAUGGGACGGGAAGAUAUGGGACCUGGCUGUAGACCAUAGCAAGAGGCAUCACUACUGGUUACUAUGGUUACUAGCACCUAUAGUGCUUUUCAUUUUGAUGCUGAUGCUCAUAUGGUUCACAGCUGUGAAACAGGACAAAUUCACCACGGAAGUGUGACCCUCGCAUCUUAUCUUGCAGUCACACUGAGGGAAUUGACUGUGACAAC
Molecule: messenger RNA, 913 nt
Organism: Conger conger (European conger)
Lineage: Eukaryota; Metazoa; Chordata; Actinopteri; Anguilliformes; Congridae
Product: class I histocompatibility antigen, Gogo-C*0203 alpha chain-like
Exons: 4
Coding region: 25-864 (279 amino acids)
Biological process (GO): immune response
Cellular component (GO): external side of plasma membrane
Source: RefSeq, a predicted model, not a curated record